Messenger RNA from Wasmannia auropunctata (little fire ant), 2223 nucleotides. RefSeq lists its product as uncharacterized. Lineage: Eukaryota; Metazoa; Arthropoda; Insecta; Hymenoptera; Formicidae. The transcript has a single exon. The record is from RefSeq and is a predicted model, not a curated record. Gene Ontology annotation, molecular function: nucleic acid binding; zinc ion binding. Bases 1 to 2223 code for a protein of 740 amino acids.
AUGAUCGUCCAGGUGGAAAAGGUUCAGGUGGACCUAGCGAAAUAUGGGUUGCGACCGGGGACAGGGAGCGAGAAGCCCCCUGCCAUCGCAGCGAAGGAACAGCGGGAGACAAAGGAAUCCAAACCAGCGUCUCCUACUCCGAAGCCGAGAAAAGCCAAGGAGAAAGCGGAAAACCAAAAUAAGAGCGAGGAGGUCGAAUUUGUAUCGACUUAUGCGAUGCAAAUAUCCAGGCCCACGACGCCUGCGGAUGAGGAUGUGGAGUUCGUAUCGAUGGAGUCGGCGAACAAACCAAGAAGGAAAUCAACCUCUUCGGGCUCCUCGGAUAUAAACCUACCGAGACGGGCUGGAUUGAGGGGAAAAAAGAGACACGCUAUCAGCUCGCCUGAGAUGGAUCGGGAUGAGGAUGAAGCCCCGAGAAGCAAGUUUUCGGACUCACAGAGGAGAGAGAUAGAAGUAAGGAUGGAGAACCUAGAGCAUCUCUCGUCGUCGGACAUUGCGGCUCUAUCUUCGGACUGGUUGAGGGAAACCGAGCACUGCCGUAGCAUAUCAUCGAAUAUUAAAGGAUCGUUAACCAGAAAAAUGAAAGUGAAUAUCGGGUCGCUGGCUGAAGCGGUAAAGGUCCUGGCGAUGAGAUCGUCGCAGGAGGGUGACGUCGGGUUUCUCAGAACCAAAUUAAUGGACAUGCAGAAAGAGAUCACUGGAUUAAGAGAGGAAAACGAAAAACUGAAACUGCAGAUGGAAGAUUUACGAUGCGGGAUGAAGAUAACGGGAAGCCCAGUAGGACAAGCAGGGGCAGAGUUUAGGGAUAUCGCCGGCCCAUCCAUCAGGUCACCCGAACCUCCGCGAGAGACGGGGAUGGAAAUGAGCCCAAUAAUGGCUGCACUAACAAGGGCGGAAGAGAUCGCGAGACCCUCUCCGAGGACAAAACAGCAGCGAGCCUCGCCUAAGGCAAAGGAGGAGGUAAUGGGCGAUGGUUUCUUCGAGAAAUUAAGCACCACAAUCAGCAACUCAGUGGUAAAUGCUAUGAGGACGCAAAUGUUAGUAAUGGGAGCUAUGGAAAGCGGUAGGAGGGAAGGUGCCAGACGCCGAGAUAUCCAGGAUCGGCUCCGGCAGGUCGAGGAAUGGGAGAUGUCUCCAGCUAUGGCGGAGUCCCCGGCCAUAGAAACUGAGGAGGAUGGUGACGAGCGUGCAAUGGCACUUAGGAAAAAAGAUCGCCAAAGCCGUGCGCGGAAAACGCGAAAAGUGGAUGUUAAAAACGUAAUAACGAAUAAGAACAGAGAAACUGAAGAAGAGCCCAAAGGGAGAAUGGAAUUUCCCCCAUUGCCGGCGGUAAGGGAUAGAAACGCGGACCUACAACAGAUACCGGGUAAUACUCCUAAGAUAGCCCCCCCGAGAGAAGUAAAGAAGAACACAGGGACGCCCCGCAGAAGGGUACCCCGUUCGUCGGCCAUAACAAUUUCGUGCCAAGAAGGAGGGUUGACAUACGCCGAAAUCAUACGCAAAGCGCGCGAAGAAAUUAACCUUGAGGAGCUCGGAAUACAGGAAACGAGAAUGCGGAAUACGGUCGCUGGGGGUGUCCUCAUAGAACUGCCUGGAGAAAACACGGCCGCUUCAGCGGAUACUCUAGCUAAGAAGCUGAGGGACGCGUUUUGCGACACAAUGGUGAUGAUCAGGAGACCGAUGCUGAGAGGCGAAUUAAGGCUGGCGGGCCUGGACGCCUCGGUAACCCCGGAGGAAUUAAAGGGAGUGGUUGCGCGUACAGGAGGGUGCGACGAGGAAAACGUCCGUUUGGGGUCUUUCCGGUUUGCCAGAAACGGGCUGAGAACAGUGUGGUUGCAGUGCCCACUGGCAACUGCCGCGAAAUUGGCUGAGGGAGGAUGGCUACGCGUGGGAUGGUCAACUGCACGAGUGGAGCUCCUGCGUAGAAGACCGCUGCGGUGCUUUAGGUGUCUCGCAGCGGGACACGUCCGGGACAGAUGCCCCAGCGAAACAGACCGAUCGGACUGCUGUUUCAACUGCGGAGAGAGCGGACAUCCGAUGCGAGAUUGUGGCAGAGCCCCGAAUUGCCCAAUCUGUAAAAGUAAGGGUAUGCGACAUGAUCACAGAGCGGGAUCUGAAUUCUGCCCUCCAUGCCCACCGAAGAAGGAACGGCCUACGAGCCCAAGGAGUAGAGGGAAAACAGCAAAUCGGAGCGAGACAGCUGAUGACCAAAUGGAAACGUAG